Messenger RNA from Penicillium canariense, 990 nucleotides. RefSeq lists its product as uncharacterized. The coding region runs from base 1 to 990 and encodes 329 amino acids. Lineage: Eukaryota; Fungi; Ascomycota; Eurotiomycetes; Eurotiales; Aspergillaceae. The record is from RefSeq and is a predicted model, not a curated record. Gene Ontology annotation, molecular function: hydrolase activity. The transcript has 2 exons.
AUGGCUUCCUCCGCGGGGAUCAAAACCCGCAUUUGCAUGAUCUCCGACACGCAUACCGCUAUCCCCUACUCCCCACACCAAACCUCCUACGCCUACCGCAGCCCACUCCCAAAGGCCGAUGUCCUCCUCCAUGGCGGUGAUCUUACCAAAGUCGGUUAUAGCGUCGAGCACGAGGCAAUGGUCUCGUUACUCAAAGCGGCCGAUGCAGAGCUGAAGCUUGUCAUCGCCGGGAAUCACGACAUCACCCUCGACGAAGAGCACUUCACCAGCUUCGGAUAUCGGCGCCACCGUCGGCCGGAGUGGCUCGGUGGCAAAGGUAUCCUCCUCGAAGAUGACGAACAGUCCCUUAUGAAGGCUAUUCGAGCCGGCGGCGAGCCGCCGCUAGAAGAAAUGCAGACCUACGUGCGGCGCGUCAAAGACAUGUACACUAAUGAAUCGGCCCGCGCGGCGGGAAUCCGAUACCUCGAGGAAGGCGUCCACAGCUUCACCCUAUCGAACGGCGCAAAGCUGACCACCGCUUCAACCCUCUCCCUCCCCGGCACAAGCAACCCCGCACCCGAAAACCCCGUCCCGAGCUACCCUACAAUCGACAUUAUGCUCACCCACGGCCCUCCGGCCAGCGUCCUUGAUCUCGUUGGCAGAGACCACGGCCACGAGCAACAUGUCGGGUGCCAACAUCUCCUCCGAGCAGCCGAGCGUGCCCGGCCACGCCUAUAUAUGUUCGGGCAUAUCCACGAGGGAUGGGGAGCUAUGCGCGGGACGUGGGAUGCCUCUGGUGGAAUCAAACAAGAAGAGGUCCCUACUGACAAGGAAGACAUGCUGGAGCAGCGGGCGGCAUUCUGCGAUAUCAGCUCGGAGAGUCAGCGGCCGCUGCAGUACGGGGCGGAAACGCUCUUUGUAAACGCCAGCAUUAUGACACUUGGAUACCAUCCAUAUAAUGCGCCCUGGGUGGUAGAUUUGGAUCUUCCGCGCGCCAAUGAGCGGACAUGA